AUGGUUGUGAAUUUCAUAGUUAUUAUUCGAGUUAUUAUUAGAGUAAUCGAAUUAGACCUGGAUCAAUUACCAGAAGUAGAUGAGGUUCUUGGUACUUUACGUCAAGGACAUGCACAACUUAAUGUUUGGGUCAGUUUGGCCCUUGACUAUUACAAACAACACAGAAUCGAAGAUUUCAUUAAAGUACUUCAAUCUUCUCGGGACAAUGCUAGUGUUGAUUACCGUGGCAAUGAACAAGAUCAAAUACGUGUGCUCGAUAUGUUGGCUGCAUGUUAUAUGCAGGAAGCCAACAGAGAAAAGAAUAAAGUAAAAAAGAGACAUCUAUUUACAAAAGCUGCCCAAUUACAUACAAAUGCAGAUGAGAUUGUUAUGUAUGACCAGAAUCAUAUACUUAGCAGAGCUUAUUUAUGCCUUCUGGAAAGGGAUAAGAUGAAUCAGGCUGAUAACCAAUUUAAUUUUAUAUUAAAUCUGUCUCCAAACAAUAUUCCUUGCCUAUUAGGAAAAGCAUGCGUAGCGUUUAACAGAAAAAAUUACAGAGGUGCUCUUGCCUUUUAUAAAAAGGCAUUGAGAAUAAAUCCAAAUUGUCCAGCUGCUGUGAGGUUGGGGAUGGGGCAUUGUUUUAUGAAAUUAAAUAAUCAGGAAAAAGCUCGUUUAGCAUUUGAAAGAGCUUUACAGUUAGAUGGCCAAUGUGUUGGAGCAUUAGUUGGACUUUCAAUUAUGCAACUGAAUGAACAACAGCCUGAUAGUAUCAGAACUGGUAUUCAAAUGUUAUCGAAAGCUUAUAUCAUUGAUCCGACUAAUUCCACGGUGUUGAAUCAUUUGGCAAAUCAUUUUUUCUUUAAAAAGAACUAUAACAAAGUACACAACUUAGCCCUCCAUGCAUUUCACAAUACUGAAAACGAUGUUAUACGUGCAGAAAGUUGCUAUCAAUUAGCCAGAGUAUUUCAUAUCGAAGGUAAGUAUAACCAAGCGUUUCAAUAUUACUAUCAGGCCAUACAAUUUGCGUCUCCAACUUUUGUAUUACCACACUUUGGCUUAGGUCAAAUGUAUAUUUAUCGUGAUGAUGUAGAAAAAGCAGAACAAUGUUUCGAAAAAGUGUUGGAAGUUCAUCCAGAUAAUUGUGAAACAAUGAAAAUUCUUGGAUCUCUUUACGCAAAUUCAGGUUCUCAAUCCAAACGCGAUAUUGCUAAAAACUACCUUCGGAAAGUAACUGAACAAUUUCCGGAUGAUAUUGAAGCAUGGAUUGAAUUGGCUCAAAUAUUGGAGGAAAGUGACCAUAAAGCCGCCUUAAAUGUAUAUGGUACGGUAAUUAGGAUUUUAAAAGAACAAAACCAGACAGAUAUACCAUCAGAAAUUCUAAACAAUGUUGGUGCUCUACAUUAUAGACUUGGAAACUUAGAAGAAGCUAAGAAAAAUUUGGAGGUAUCUUUAAUGCGUUCUGAAGCUGAUGCCUUACACGAUCCUGUAUACUAUAACUCAAUUACAGUUACGACAAAAUAUAAUUUGGCUCGUUUAAACGAAGCUUUAUGCAUAUUUGAUGAAGCAGAAAAAUUAUACAGAGCCAUUUUAAAGAAACAUCCAAACUAUAUAGAUUGUUAUUUACGACUUGGCUGUAUGGCUCGAGAUAAAGGAGAAAUUUAUGAAGCGUUUGAUUGGUUUAAGGAUGCUUUAAGCAUAAAUAGCAGGCACCCAGAUGCAUGGAUUCUUAUGGGUAACUUACAUUUGUCUAAAAUGCAAUGGGGUCUUGCCCAGAAGAAAUUCGAAAGAAUUAUAAACGAACCAGAAACAAGUACCGAUGCCUAUUCUUUGAUUGCUUUGGGUAACAUUUGGUUGGAAACGUUGUAUCAAGAUAAAAAAGGUAAAAAUCGAGACAAGAAAUAUCAAAAAAGAGCAUUGGCUAUGUAUAAAAAGGUUUUGCGAAACAAUCCUAAAAAUAUUUGGGCUGCAAAUGGAAUAGGAGCUGUACUGGCGCAUAAAGGUUAUGUAAAUGAAGCUAGAGAUAUUUUUGCUCAAGUUCGAGAUGCAACAGCAAAAUUUCCCGAUGUAUGGUUGAAUAUUGCGCACAUUUAUGUAGAGCAACAACAAUUCUUUAACGCUAUCCAAAUGUAUAUAAACUGCCUUCGGAAGUUCUAUAAAUACCAUGAUGUCGAAGUUUUGCAAUAUCUUGGAAGAGCUUACUUUAAAGCUGGUAAAUUAAAAGAAGCAAAAUUGACAUUAUUAAAGGGAAUAAGAGUAGCUCCACAGGACACUGUUUUGUUAUACAAUAUUGCAUUUGUCCUUCAAUGUCUAGCGAUACAAACUUUGAAGGAUGCGAGAUCCACAUUAACAACUGUGCUCGAGGCAGUUCGCGAAUUGGCACUCUCACAUAAAUACUUCCAAUAUCUAUCAAGGCAUGGUGAUAAAAUACGGCAACUUGCGAACGCAGAAGCAGGGAGCUGUCAAGAUCUUUUAUCGCAAGCGCAAUAUCAUGUUGCCAGAGCUAGACGAUUGGACGAGGAAGAAAAAAUACUUAAGAGAAAACAAGAAGAAGAAAGACAAGUAUUUAAAAUUCGACAAACGGAAGAAAAACGGAAAUCUGAAGAAAUGCGACGACAAAAAGAAGAGGAAAUGAUACAGAAACGUCAAGAGUACGUUGAAAAGACAAAGAACGUUUUGGUAAUCGCUGCAAUGCCUCCAAAAAGACCUAGAGGGAAAGGAAGAAAAGCACGCACUGAUCAAUACGUUAGUGACAAUGGUGGUUCUGAAAGUGAGGAAGGUUGCGAGAAAACUCGUAGAAAAAAGAAACGCAAAAGAAAAGCAAGUGGCGAACAUAAAGAAAAAAGGGGCAAGGAUAAAGGAAUGCGCGAGAAAAAAAUGGGGAAUGGAGAAAAUGAAAGUGAUCGAUCCAAGCCGAAACGUGGGAGAAAAGGGAUUAUUAAGAAAGACAGAGCAUUUCAGAAAAGUACAGCUAAGAUUGCAACAGGAAAGAUGCCUUUAUCGAAGGAAAUUAUAUCAAUGAACAAAUCUGAUAGCAAUUCAGGAGGUACUAAAAUUGCCAGCAGAGGUGAAAGCCGUAACGAAGGUCGCGUACGCAUAAAUAGACGAAUUAUGUAUGACUCACAAGAAUCCAGUACACCAACAUCCAGGUCUAGUUCCAGAUCGAAAUUUAGAAGCCGUUCUAGAAGUAGCUCACGAUUGCGAUCAGAACUUCAACCUCGAUCCGUAUUUCGUUCACCAUUUAGAUCUCGUUCAGGUUCCAAGUCGAGAAGUCAAUCGCGGUCGAAAAGUCCGCCGAGAUCAAGAUCCGUUUCAGCGAAAAGUGGUUCACGCUCAAAAUCAGGAUCGUGGAAGAGUAAAUUGCGAUCAAAAUCAAGUAGUGGUUCGGAAAAAAGUGGAUCGCAGCCAAGAUCAAGGUCGGGAUUUACAGCUAGUGCACGAUCAAGAUCGAGUUCUGCAGAUAAUAUACGACCGAGAGCAGGCUCUGCAAGUAGUCCACGUUCGAGAUCAGGAUCUGCAGUUAGCGCACGACCAAACUCGGGUCCUAUAGCUAGCGCACGAUCGAGAUCAGGCUCUGCACGUAGUGUACGUUCGAGAUCGGAAUCUGCAGCUAAUGCACGGUCAAGCUCAGGUUCUGCAGCUGGCGCGCGAUCGAGAUCGGGUAUUGUAGCUAGCGCACGAUCGAGAUCAGGCUCUGCACGUAGUGCACGUUGGAGAUCAGGUUCUGCAGCUGGCGCGCGAUCAAGCUCGGGUUCUGUAGCUGGCGCGCGAUCGAGAUUAGGCACUGCAAGUAGUGCACGUUUGAGAUCAGGAUCUGCAGUUAGCGCACGAUCAGUCUCGGGUUCUGUAGCUAGCGCACGAUCGAGAUCAGGCUCUGCACGUAGUGUACGUUCGAGAUCGGGAUCUGUAGCUAAUGCACGGUCAAGCUCAGGUUCUGUAGCUGGCGCGCGAUCGAGAUCGGGUUCUGUAGCUAGCGCACGAUCGAGAUCAGGCUCUGCACGUAGUGCACGCUCGAGAUCAGAUUCUGCAGCUGGCGCGCGAUCGAGAUCGGGUUCUGUAGCUGGCGCGCGAUCGAGAUCAGGAUCUGCACGUAGUGCACGCUCGAGAUCAGAUUCUGCAGCUGGCGCGCGAUCGAGAUCGGGUUCUGUAGCUAGCGAACGAUCGAGAUCAGGCUCUGCACGUAGUGCACGUUCGAGAUCAGGUUCUGCAGCUAACGCACGGUCAAGCUCAGGUUCUGCAGCUGGCGCGCGAUCGAGAUCGGGUUCUGUAGCUAGCGCACGAUCGAGAUCACGCUCUGCACGUAGUGCACGCUCGAGAUCAGAUUCUGCAGCUGGCGCGCGAUCGAGAUCGGGUUCUGUAGCUAGCGCACGAUCGAGAUCAGGCUCUGCACGUAGUGCACGUUCGAGAUCAGGUUCUGCAGCUAAUGCACGGUCAAGCUCAGGUUCUGCAGCUGGCGCGCGAUCGAGAUCAGGCUCUGCACGUAGUGCACGUUCGAGAUCAGGUUCUGCAACUAAUGCACGGUCAAGCUCAGGUUCUGCAGCUGGCGCGCGAUCGAGAUCGGGUUCUGUAGCUAGCGCACGAUCGAGAUCAGGCUCUGCACGUAGUGCACGCUCGAGAUCAGAUUCUGCAGCUGGCGCGCGAUCGAGAUCGGGUUCUGUAGCUAGCGCACGAUCAAGAUCAGGCUCUGCACGUAGUGCACAUUCGAGAUCGGGAUCUGCAGCUAAUGCACGGUCAAGCUCAGGUUCUGCAGCUGGCGUGCGAUGGAGAUCGGGUUCUGUAGCUAGCGCACGAUUGAGAUCAGGCUCUGCACGCAGUGCACGUUCGAGAUCAGGUUCUGCAGUUAAUGCACGUUCGAGAUCAGGUUCUGCAGCUGGCGUGCGAUCGAGAUCGGGUUCUGUAGCUAGCGCACGAUUGAGAUCAGGCUCUGCACGCAGUGCACGUUCGAGAUCGGGAUCUGCAGCUAAUGCACGGUCAAGCUCAGGUUCUGCAGCUGGCGUGCGAUGGAGAUCGGGUUCUGUAGCUAGCGCACGAUUGAGAUCAGGCUCUGCACGUAUUGCACGUUCGAGAUCAGGUUCUGCAGCUGGCGUGCGAUCGAGAUCGGGUUCUGUAGCUAGCGCACGAUUGAGAUCAGGCUCUGCACGCAGUGCACAUUCGAGAUCGGGAUUUGUAGCUAGUGCACGAUCAAACUCGAGUUCUGUAGCUGGCGCGCGAUCGAGAUUAGGCACUGCAAGUAGUGCACGUUCGAGAUCAGGUUCUGCAGCUGGCGCGCGAUCAAGCUCGGGUUCUGUAGCUGGCGCGCGAUCGAGAUUAGGCACUGCAAGUAGUGCACGUUUGAGAACAGGAUCUGCAGUUAGCGCACGAUCAACCUCGGGUUCCGUAGCUGGUGCGCGAUCGAGAUUAGACUCUGCACGUAGUGCACUUUUGAGACGGGGACCUGCAGCCCGUGCACGAUCGAGAUUAGGCUCUGCACGUAGUGCACGUUCGAGACCAGGAUCUGCAGUUAGCGCACGAUCAGUCUCGGGUUCUGUAGCUAGCGCACGAUCAAGAUCAGGCUCUGCACGUAGUGUACGUUCGAGAUCGGGAUCUGCAGCUAAUGCACGGUCAAGCUCAGGUUCUGCAGCUGGCGUGCGAUGGAGAUCGGGUUCUGUAGCUAGCGCACGAUUGAGAUCAGGCUCUGCACGUAGUGCACGUUCGAGAUCAGGUUCUGCAGCUGGCGUGCGAUCGAGAUCGGGUUCUGUAGCUAGCGCACGAUUGAGAUCAGGCUCUGCACGCAGUGCACAUUCGAGAUCGGGAUUUGUAGCUAGUGCACGAUCAAACUCGAGUUCUGUAGCUGGCGCGCGAUCGAGAUUAGGCACUGCAAGUAGUGCACGUUUGAGAUCAGGAUCUGCAGUUAGCGCACGAUCAACCUCGGGUUCCGUAGCUGGUGCGCGAUCGAGAUUAGACUCUGCACGUAGUGCACUUUUGAGACGGGGACCUGUAGCUAGUGCACGAUCAAACUCGGGUUCUGUAGCUGGCGUACGAUCGAAAUCAGGCUCUGCACGCAGCGCACGUUCGAGAUUAGGAUCUGCAGUUAGCGCACGAUUAAACUCGGGUUCUGUAGCUGGCGUACGAUUGAGAUCAGGCCCUGCACGUAGUGUACGUUCGAGAUUGGGAUCUGUAGCUCGUGUACAAUCGAGAUCAGGCUCUGUACGUAGUGUACGUUCGAGAUCGGGAUCUGUAGCUCGUGCACGAUCGAGAUCAGGUUCUGCACCUAAUGUACGUUCGAGAUCGGGAUCUGUAGCUCGUGCACGAUCGAGAUCACGCUCUGCACCUAGUGUACGUUCGAGAUCGAGAUCUGUAGCUAAUGCACGGUCAGGCUCAGGUUCUGCACGUAGUGCUCUUUGCGGAUGGGAAUCUGCAGUUAGUGUAUUAUCGAGACAGAGAUCUAUAAGUAGUAUACUAUCAAGUUUGGGAUCUAUAGUUAGUAUGCUAUCAAGUUGUGGAUCUCUACCUAGUGCACGAACAAGCCCGGGUUUUGCAGCUGGCGCACAAUCAAGAUCGGGUUCUGCAGAUAGUGUACGACCGAGUGUAGGCUCUGCACGUAGCGCACGUUCGAGAUCAGGAUCUGUAGUUAGCGCACGAUCAGUCUCGGGUUCUGUAGCUAGCGCACGAUCGAGAUCAGGCUCUACACGUAGUGCUCUUUGCGGACGGGAAUCUGCGGGUAGUGUAUCAUCGAGACAGAGAUCUAUAGGUAGUAUACUAUCAAGUUGGGGAUCUGUAGUUAGUAUGCUAUCAAGUUGGGGAUCUCCAUCUAGUGCACGAUCAAACUCGGGUUCUGUAGCUAGCGCACGAUCGAGAUCGGGUUCUGCAGCUAACGCACGAUCGAGAUUAGACUCUGCAGUUAGUGCACGAUCGAGAUCAUGGUCUCCUAGUGGUUCCAGAAAUGUAGCUUCGCGAUCAAGGUUAAGAUCAAGAUCUGGAUCAAGGAGUGGUUCACAGUCGGAGGGAUGUAUAUCAAGAAGCAGAAGCCGAUCAAAAUUUAAAUUUGUGUCAAGAUUUAGAUCGCGUUCCGGCUCACGGUCAAAGGAAAUGGUUCUCGAAAUCGCAGCCCAAGUGAAUCGGAAAAGUAAAUGAAAAGAAUCUUGGAUUACGUACUUUUUGACUGUUGGCGUCAAGAUGGGGCGCGGCAAUUGGCAAUCGUUCGAACUUAUGAGUAAUUGCGAAUUAUCGUUUAUCGAAGCGCAGUUUAAACGAUCUCUAGAUGGAGCGACUUCAGUGUUUCGGACGUAAUAUCUCCGACAAUUGAAUAUUUGGUUUAUGUUCGGGGGGUAUAAAAACACCUCGUAGUUUUAGUCGAAACCGUGUGUUUAUGUUCUUCACAUUGUAUUUAAAACGAAGUAUUACUUUACGAUGUAAGGUAAUUUUAUGUAAAAUUAUUACGAUUUCAUAUUUUAUCUAGUUCAUUGUAUAAACCGUUUUAAUUUUGACUAGUUAUCUGUUGAUAUUUUGUAUGAUAAGCAAAUAGUUUUAAUUGUUAUUAUACACUUACAUUGUUUAACAUAAAAGAAAUGUUAAGGUUGUGUUAACAACCAACGUAUUGUUUUAUAUAAAAAAUGAUAAAUAAAAGAUUAUAAAAACUGACGGUUUC
Molecule: messenger RNA, 7603 nt
Organism: Bombus terrestris (buff-tailed bumblebee)
Lineage: Eukaryota; Metazoa; Arthropoda; Insecta; Hymenoptera; Apidae
Product: serine/arginine repetitive matrix protein 2
Exons: 15
Coding region: 1-7089 (2362 amino acids)
Biological process (GO): regulation of DNA-templated transcription
Cellular component (GO): Cdc73/Paf1 complex
Molecular function (GO): RNA polymerase II complex binding
Source: RefSeq, a predicted model, not a curated record